Phoenix dactylifera (date palm) is the source of this 1075-nucleotide messenger RNA. Its product is annotated as folate-sensitive fragile site protein. Gene Ontology annotation, molecular function: phosphatase activity. Gene Ontology annotation, biological process: dephosphorylation. Lineage: Eukaryota; Viridiplantae; Streptophyta; Magnoliopsida; Arecales; Arecaceae. The record is from RefSeq and is a predicted model, not a curated record.
GAAAUUCUGAAAAAAAAAGGGGAAAAAGGUGUAUAAUAAAUUAAUAACCUAUAACCGGAAGGAAUCCUUCAUCCCGAAUUCCCAUCCAUAUAAGCGAGAAUUCGAGUUCUAGGGUUCCAUAAAGAAGAAGAAGAAGGGGAAGGCUUAAUGGCGUCGCUCGGGUCAUUGAAGUCCGCAGUCUUUCAUAGAGAGGAGAGGAAGAUGCAAUACCAAUCUCACAUUAGAGGGCUCAACGCCUACGACCGGCACAAAAAAUUCAUGAACGACUAUGUUCAAUUUUACGGGAAUACAAAGAAUGUGCAUAAUGAUAUGCCCAUCAAAACUGAUCAAGACACAAUUAGAGAAGGCUACAGGUUCAUUAUUUCUGAAGACGAUGACAUGGAUUCCACUUGGGAGAAGAGGCUGGUAAAGCGUUACUAUGACAAGCUCUUUAAGGAAUAUUGCAUUGCUGACAUGUCACAGUACAAAAUGGGCAAGAUUGGCCUAAGAUGGAGAACAGAAAAAGAAGUCAUAUCUGGAAAAGGACAGUUCAUCUGUGGUAACAGGGCAUGCAACGAAAAGGAAUCCUUGGGAAGUUAUGAGGUGAAUUUUUCUUACACGGAAGCAGGAGAAAGUAAACAGGCUCUCGUGAAAUUGGUAGCUUGCAAGAGAUGUUCAGAAAAGCUCGUGUAUAAGAGGAAGAAAGAGAAGGAGCACUCCCCAGUUAGAGAGAAAGAGAAGUACAAAAGAAAGAGAGAAAGAAGCAGGGAUGGUGAUAGCACAGAUGAUGAAUAUGACAAGAGUACCAACAGAAGCAGAAAAGGUCAGAAGACUUCAUCUUCAGCAAAUGAUGGGAGGACUGAUGAAGAUAAUUUUGAAGAGUUUCUUGAGGGGAUGUUCCCUUGAUUGGGUCAAUCUACUGUCCCGGUAGAAGAGUGGCUUGUACUAUAUCCUUAACAUUUAAAAGUCUGAUUUUAACUAAUCAAUGAGUCUUGUAUUAUAUACUCCAGUAUGUGUCCAACAAUACCCCAAGCAUAGAAUCUUUUCUAAUUUGUUGUAAAAUUUGGGUGCAGCAAUGUUACUUACAGUUUCAGCA